Messenger RNA from Amaranthus tricolor (Joseph's coat), 2054 nucleotides. Its product is annotated as tRNA-specific adenosine deaminase TAD3. Lineage: Eukaryota; Viridiplantae; Streptophyta; Magnoliopsida; Caryophyllales; Amaranthaceae. Gene Ontology annotation, cellular component: cytoplasm; nucleus. The transcript is spliced from 11 exons. Gene Ontology annotation, molecular function: tRNA-specific adenosine-34 deaminase activity. The record is from RefSeq and is a predicted model, not a curated record. The coding region runs from base 451 to 1728 and encodes 425 amino acids. Gene Ontology annotation, biological process: tRNA wobble adenosine to inosine editing.
AGAAGCCAAAAACAUUACUGCAUCUGCAUUACACCAUUACUCUCUCUUCUCUCUCUAGUCUGUAGCCUCUUCCUUCUCCAAAUCUCCACCGCCUGACCGCCACAACGUCAACCGGCACUGGGCACCGGCCAAGUUGCUUCGUCCGUUCGUCGCUUCGAGCCUUCGACAUUCGACAACCGACAGUAAACAGUUCGAGUGUUCUGUUCGACCUUCGAUUAAUCGAUUCGCGACGCUUCCAGCUUCCUCUUCCUCUUCAAUUCCAUACUUCGACUGUUCGACACUUCGUCACUUGUUAAAGGUCAUCCGAAAGUACACUUGGCAAACACACUCUAAAGUUGGGAUUAUCCAAGAUUAAUCGAAAGUUGGGGUUAUUGUAAGAAAAUCGGUGAAAGAUUAGAUUAUUCUGGGUUUCUAAGGUGGAAGUGCUGAUUCUGGAAUCUGGAUUCAAAGAUGGUCAAUAGUUGUUGGGAAAUUGUCCAUAUACCGGGAAAACCACCUUUAUCACCUACCCAUCAACCUACAGUUAACGUCUUUGCAUCGGUUAUUGAUCCAAAACUCGCGAACACUUUAGUGAGGAAAUUGAACAAGAUUACCCCAUUGGAAAAUCUUCGACAUGUGAAGCGAGUUCGUAAGAGUUGUUUUGAUGGGAAAGUCCAAUUAUCCGUGAUCUUGUGUCUAACUGGUGACAAUGGCGUUGAUCUGGGUAGCAUGCCUAUGGAUUUGUUGGAGCUCACGAAUUACUAUCAUUUGAGUCCCUUUGUAACCCAAGUCUGCAAAUAUGCUGCGACAACAAAAGAGGAGUGGGAAGAACAAUGUAAACUAUGGCCAACCUCAUUUCAUCCACCUACAUACAACAUUGAUGGCAUCACUGGUUUCAAUGAGGAAGACUCAAAAGUGGUUUUCAACUACAUGAAUGUUGUGCUAAAGUUGUCAAAAUCUGCCGGUAGUCAGUUUGUUAAUGCUGCGGUUAUUGUGGAUCCAUCUUCAAAUCUAGUAAUUACAAGUGCGUGUGAUGAAAUGUCUUCAUGGAACAUGCAUCUUGAUGGAAAUGAAGCGCACUUGCUAGACUCAACGGAAGGCACAAAAUUUCUUGAUGUUGCCAAUCAAUCUUCAUUGAACUUUAAUUUGAAUGGUUCACCUUGUGAUCUUGAAACAUCUCGCAACAGAGUUUCUUGUAUAAACCCGUGGCAGUGGUCUCAGCAACAUUCGUCAUCACCCAUGUCUUGUUCUUGGAACCCUCUGCGGCAUGCUGCUAUGGUUGCCAUCGAGUAUUCUGCUUCUAGGGAUCGACAUCUUUACCCUACUGUGGAAAAAGCUGAUGAAAAAUGUUGUCAAUUCGAUCUAGAUGCAGAUUUAGUUGCACGAUCACCGGUCAAGCGACAGAAGAAAACUUUAAGUGAUAUAAAAAAUGAUGAUUAUGUUCCAGCCAAUGGUUUUCCUUCCGAAUCAGAAAGACCUUACCUGUGUACUGGUUAUGAUAUUUAUCUUGCCUGGGAACCAUGUGCAAUGUGUGCCAUGGCUCUUGUGCAUCAAAGAAUCAGGCGUAUAUUCUAUGCUUUUCCGAAUCCAUGUACGGGUGCUUUGGGCAGUGUAUACAGAUUACAAGGUGAGAAAAGCUUGAAUCAUCAUUAUGCUGUGUUUCAAGUUCUAAUGCAUGAUGAAGCUCUUGGUGGUGUUGAAGACGCAAGAAGAAUCGAUAAAGACGAUCGAUAUAAUGACACACGUUAAGUCUGCAUGUGAUCAAUCACAAAUAUACGUCGACAUCAUCAUCUUGCAUUAACAUCACGAGGAAUGCAAAGCUUUCAGAUGCGCAUUUUCUAAUUACACUGGUAUUUUACUGGUAACAUUGAUUUAUUAGAGGUGAUUCAAAGUAAUUUGAUGAUGUUUUUUUGUUGGUAGAUUUCUUUUCUUUAAAACCAUGGAAUCAUGGACUAUCAAAGUAAUACUUAUACUUUUCGUUGUUAAUGAGCGCUGAUGCUCAUAUGCAAUGUCGCCAGCAUUUUUGGUAAAUGUACAUUUGCCCCUCACUGAAAAAGGUUUGAUUUUUUAAUAUU